AUGUCGCUCACUCAAAAUGUAUUUUUCAGCCCUUUAGUAGAAUUUUCUCAUACAAAACUUUGCAACAAAAGCAAACUUGCUAAUCCAAUUUUUGGUUACGAAAAGCUCAAGUCAAAGACUAGAAGAAGUGGUAAAUUGGGUGUUAACUAUAAUGGCUAUCCCUUCUUCACCCGUCCCAGCCACCCUCUUGAAUCCGAACUGUCGUUUGAGACAGAGUCGGGUGGCGGGAUAGGGAUUGAUAGCUUCUUCCAAGGGAAGAACAUUUUCAUUACCGGUGGAACUGGUCUUCUUGGAAAAACUCUAAUAGAAAAGCUAUUGAGAUCGACAUCUCUCGGAAAAAUCUACGUACUAGUUCAGGCAAGUGAUAAUGAGGCUGCGUUUGAUAGACUAUCGAACGAGAUUAUGAAGUCGGAGUUAUUUGUAUGUUUACGAGAAAAAUAUGGGAGCACAUACGAAGAAUAUGUGAAAUCUAAGGUGAUACCAGUGGUUGGAAAUAUUUGUGAACCAAAUCUUGGAAUGGAUAUAAAUUCAGCAAACAAAGUUAUGGAGGAAGUGGAUGUCAUAGUUGAAUCUGCAGCUAGCACAACAUUUUAUGACAGGUACGAUUUUCUACUCGAUAUAAACGUGAAUGCACCUCUACGGCUAAUGAGGUUCGCCAAGAAUUGCAAAAAUCUCAAACUUUUUGUGCAUAUGUCCACUGCAUAUGUUAAUGGAAGAAGAGAAGGGAUAAUCUAUGAGAAGCCGUUGAUGAUGGGAGAGAAUGGGAGAAAGCAUGAUGAGAUACGUUCCUCGUUGUUUCCUCUAGAUCCGGCCGAUGAGAUGAACUUGGCUAUGAAAGCCUGCAUAGCCUCAACCGGUCGUGACACUACAAAAGAACUCAAGAGGCUCGGCCUAGAAAGGGCUGCAUACUAUGGAUGGUACAACGCAUAUCAUAUGACUAAGGCAAUGGGAGAAAUGGUCCUUAACGAAACUAGACAAGACGUCCCACUGCUUAUUUUGAGGCCAUCCAUCAUCGAGAGCUGCUAUAAAGAGCCUGUUCCUGGAUGGAUACAAGGAAAUAGAAUGUAUGAUCCAGUGAUUAUUUCUUAUGGGAAGGGACAACUUCCUGCUUAUCUAGCUGAUCCUGACUUACAUACUGACAUUGUUCCAGUAGACAUGGUAGCGAAUACAACGAUUGCAGCUAUUGCUAAGCAUGGAAUUAUGAUCAGGGCAGGAGUGAAUGUGUACCAUGUGACAACUGACUUUGUGAAUCCUCUAAGAUUCAAUGAAAUGUUCGAAUAUAUUUAUGAGCAUUUUAGUGCAAAUCCUUUAGUUGAAACUGGAAAUGUGAGUGAAAUGAAGUUGUUCGACCAAUUUUGUAACUUGUCCGAUUACUUAAGAGAGCAAAAUGCAGUAGUUGGUGUGGAAGCGAAGGUUCGGAAACAAAACAAAGCAAGGGUUGCUUAUGCGGAGCAACUUUGCAAGAUGUAUGAGUUUCUAGGAUUCUUCAAAGCCAGGUUCCAUUGUGGCAAUACUAGGGUGUUGUUGGAGGAGAUGUCGGAAGAGGAGCGAGUUGUGUUCGAAGUGGAUGCAACAAAGAUAGAUUGGAAUAAGUAUUUUGUCGACAUUCAUAUUCCGGGAUUGAGAACGCAUGUGAUCAACGAGGCGAGGCUGUCUAUCUAA
This is a messenger RNA of Salvia splendens (bonfire salvia), 1662 nucleotides long. RefSeq names its product fatty acyl-CoA reductase 2, chloroplastic-like. Gene Ontology annotation, cellular component: intracellular membrane-bounded organelle. The record is from RefSeq and is a predicted model, not a curated record. Lineage: Eukaryota; Viridiplantae; Streptophyta; Magnoliopsida; Lamiales; Lamiaceae. The coding region runs from base 1 to 1662 and encodes 553 amino acids. Gene Ontology annotation, molecular function: alcohol-forming very long-chain fatty acyl-CoA reductase (NADP+) activity. The transcript has 9 exons. Gene Ontology annotation, biological process: suberin biosynthetic process; long-chain fatty-acyl-CoA metabolic process.